GACAACUUCAAUCUGUCAUUUUAGUUGCAUGUUUCUUAAAAACCACGUGUUUACGCUGUUAAAGUUUGAUCUUCUGCUUUUAGUUUAUUAAAAUAAAGUACUCACGAUGGGUAUUAUACAGAGAGUAAAAAAACCCACAACAAGAAAGGGUAAAAAGGUAUUACAGUCUAAGGAACCAAAACCCAUAGAAGGUCCUAAACAGAGCCUUUUCCUUCAGGGUCGUAACCCUUCAGACCUCACAAGAAAACUAUUGAAAGACAUUUAUGACUUGAAGAAACCCGACGCUGCGUAUCUAAGUCGCAAAAAUGAUUUUGUUCCAUUUGAAGAUGCUACUCUGAUUGAAAAGUUAUGUUACAAAAAAGAAGCUGCUUUAUUUGGAGUUGGUUCUCACUCAAAAAAGAGGCCACACAACAUUAUUCUCGGACGUACAUUUGACUAUGGAAUACUGGAUAUGAUAGAACUUGGAGCAGAUAAGUACAAAGCCAUGUCAGAGUUCCACAAUAUGAAAGUUAUGGCAGGACUAAAACCAUGUCUUAUAUUCAAUGGACCUGCCUGGGAUUUGAACCAAGAUUUAAAAAGAUUGAAAUCACUAUUCACAGAUUUCUUCUGUAGAGAAAAGGUUGACUGUAUCAGGCUGCAAGGAUUAGAACACGUCAUCAGUUUUACGGCCACUGCAGAGAAUAUGAUAUAUUUCAGAUCAUACAGAAUUCAAUUAAAGAAAAGUGGUCAAAGGAUACCUAGAAUUGAGCUGGAAGAAAUUGGACCUUCUAUAGACUUCAAGCUAAGGAGAACUAGAUUAGGCUCUGAUGACCUUUUCAAGGAGGCAUGCAGAGUGCCCAGGGAAGUCAGACCAAUCACGAAGAAGAACAUUUCCAGGGAUGCAUUUGGUUCUAAAAUGGGUCGCAUCCAUAUGGGCAAGCAGGAUAUCCAGAGAUUACAGACUCGCAAGAUGAAGGGAUUGAAAAAGACUCCAGAAGAAAAGAAGCAAAUGUUGUUGAAGCGGAAGAAGGAAAGACAAGCUGCGAGGCAAGCACAAACUGCUGCUGCAGAAUAAAAAUAAAUGAUUAUUCCGCAAUA
Messenger RNA from Trichoplusia ni (cabbage looper), 1077 nucleotides. RefSeq names its product ribosome production factor 2 homolog (gene Non3). Gene Ontology annotation, cellular component: nucleolus. The transcript is spliced from 5 exons. Gene Ontology annotation, biological process: ribosomal large subunit assembly; maturation of LSU-rRNA from tricistronic rRNA transcript (SSU-rRNA, 5.8S rRNA, LSU-rRNA). Gene Ontology annotation, molecular function: rRNA binding. Lineage: Eukaryota; Metazoa; Arthropoda; Insecta; Lepidoptera; Noctuidae. Bases 107 to 1054 code for a protein of 315 amino acids. The record is from RefSeq and is a predicted model, not a curated record.